Molecule: messenger RNA, 447 nt
Organism: Acyrthosiphon pisum (pea aphid)
Lineage: Eukaryota; Metazoa; Arthropoda; Insecta; Hemiptera; Aphididae
Product: COP9 signalosome complex subunit 1-like
Exons: 2
Coding region: 46-432 (128 amino acids)
Cellular component (GO): COP9 signalosome
Source: RefSeq, a predicted model, not a curated record
CGAUCUGAUGCGUUACGUCUGGCCAUUUCACAUGUUAUUACUACAAUGAAUGCUAAUCUGUAUCAAGUGCUACAUCAUAAACUUCAACAAUGCCAUGGAAAUAUACUACCAGAUGUUACUGGAGCUAAUCCGGUAGAUACAGGACUUCCAGUGUUUAAUGCUAUUUGGGUAGAAACUACAACUCAAAAAUCAGCUAUGAUACUUGAAAAGCUAGAUGGAGAUCUUAAGAACUAUAAAAGUAAUUCGAUUAAGGAAAGCAUUCGUCGUGGUCAUAAUGAAAUUGGUGACCAUUAUGUCAAUUGUGGAGACCUCAUUGAAGCAACAAAAAGUUAUUCUAAGGCUCGAGAUUAUUGUACUAGUUCCUCUCAUGUCAUAUCAAUGUGUCUUAACAUAAUAAAAGUAUGUAUCUAUCAUUAUGAGAUUAUAAAUUAAUUCUGCUGUUUCCUU